Messenger RNA from Spirometra erinaceieuropaei, 29354 nucleotides. NCBI's taxonomy places the organism in Eukaryota, Metazoa, Platyhelminthes, Cestoda, Diphyllobothriidea, Diphyllobothriidae. The record is from the annotation of a GenBank genome assembly.
AUGGACGUCGUGGCGACCAGUAUGCCGCCAAUUUCUCUCAAUCGUUCCUCGGGAAGUUUUCGUGAAGUAAAACAGAGCGAUGCUGAGAACGGUCUUCAUGAAGUUUUUAUGGGGAUGCGCCUCGCAGUGCCCGAGUCUGAACGCCAAGAGGCACUCAUUGAUGAGGAUACUUUCUUUUCACUUUACCGAAGUUUUGUGGAUGAAAAACGGGAAUCUAUCGACUGGUCGCUGAUAAAACAACCCGAGGAGUCGGUGGUAGGUUUGUCUGACCAAGACUUAAAUAUGUACUGAUAUACCCUACCCCCACCUGGUGGGUUCUGGGUGUUUCAUUUGCUGAAACUGAGAUAAUUCGAUCCUCAUUUUGAUGAAAGCGCAUUAUCCAUGACGUUCCCAGUGUGUGAAUCUAGACACAGAUUAGGGAGAUACUAAAGGAUUUAUUCAAAUCCAGGAGGUUCGUAGGAAAUAGCAGGAAGACUGACAGGGACAUUUUUCGUCUCCGCGGAAUGAACUGAAACCUACAAACCUCAUAAAAUGCUUUUACAAAGGAUAUUUGCGAAAUGAAGCUCAGGUAAGACCACUAAGAUCUACGUUAGAAGGCAGACGAUAGCUUUGGUCGUACCCAAACUUAUGCGAGGCUUGAUACGCUAUGUCGACCGAAGGAAACAACAGAGAUUCCAUAUGCUGAUUUGCACCAAGAAAUCCCGCCUAUUUCGCGACCGAUAAGUCAGCCACCUAGGCAGUAACCGCAAUGAUAAAAUUUUAAAAUCUGUCAAAGCUGGUGCAAAUUACACAGGAUAGAAUCAUUUGGUAUUUUCACAUAUUUGUAAGUACCGCUAAGUCUGAAAUAAAUUGUGCGUACAAGCCCAACAUUCCUUGUAGCCAAGGAUGUAGCGUUGUCUCUCAUAGCUUUUGAAAGCCACAGACAUGUAGACCGUUAUGUCGGAGGUUGCCCGUGUAACCAGGCUUGGUGGAACAAAAUCCAGCAUUCAAUCAGCCAUCAAAACCGAUGACUUUUAUAAUUCGAUUACAUUCUUUUCUUGCACGUUCUAUUUGGUGCCACAAACGUGCACAAGUUAGAGAACAAUUCAAGCUACAGACGCUAUCUCUCAAUCGUUGCUGUUUGGUGGGGAUGUUUACAGAAAUAUCCAGUCAGCCAUGCUGAUAUCCCUUCGAACUGUUCAUUAACAAUCCAGCGACUAUCAUCUGACCUCUGGCAGUAACGUAUACAGUCUUCAUCAGAAAUCUGCCUCCGCAAAGCAGUCGAAGUCAUAUCGACUGGUAACGUGCGGAGUACAUGCUCAAUGAGCGACGAUGCCACUCCCGGAUCAUAAAUUGUAUUGGAGGACUGCGCGACCGAAAAACGCAUCAUUUUCUAGGUUUCGAGCAAGUAGCUGAAUUCUAUGCCACCAUCGUAAUAGGUUGUCCACUUUGUACAGGUCCGUCAUCCAGAAGCAAUACCUGAAAAUGCGGCCAGUUUGUAAUGCGCUGACAGAGGUUUAGUUACGUGAGUCUUUGAAAAACCGAAGGAUAUAUCCCCUUUAUCCUUUAAUUACUCGUCAGUUUGAGUUAAAAAGCCUUCUGGAGCAAUGAACUUUAAAGGGUCUUUCGCCUGCGAGUUUUAUGACGUAAUAACUGUUAAUUUAAAUGGGAGGCGUGUCUCACGAAAUAUUAACCGAAAUACUGAAAUGUGCUUAAGAGUAGAAAAGAUUACUCGAGCGGAUUAGUAAUACUGAUUGUCGCGCAGCAUAGCCCAGAGAUACGUCAGUCAGACCAGGGUGCCGACUUUUGAAUGCGCUUCUUUCCGAUCGCCUAUUAAAACCAUGUUCAGUAAAAGAUGACUUCAUAAGUAAAGUGAAGUUCCUAGUCUGAUUUAGGAUGACCUUACCACUUCAUAUAUAUUUAAUAAAAAACAUGCCUACAAAUAUUCUUCCCUGUACAGAUUUAAGAAUUUAAGACCAAAUUACGUCUUCUUCAAAUUGUAUACUUGGACAGAGGCUAUCUUUCGGUUAUACAGAAGAUUCUGAUUAUGAGAUUUUAUGAUGACUGUGAAUUGUCCGCUCACAUGGCAUCGUAUCCGUCCAUUUAUUAAUGCCCAUAUGAAGUAUAAAACAAAAGCCAUAUGCAUUAAUGAAUUUUUAUGAGUCAUAUAAGAUACCUUCUUAAUGGCAUAAAGCAGUGCAUGUUUUUCCUUGUAAAAACAAUGUGUAGCUUGCAUUUUAGAAACCCUAAACGUGCUAUCGAAGGACUAUGGGAAGUUAUAUUUUUUACAUUUCUUCUGUAGAAUAUAUUCAAGUUUAUGAGACCAUCGAAGGUCAAUGGGAAGGCUCCAUGUUAUAGGAGUGUCACGUUUACAAAUUUCGGUUUCCGAUAAGAUCGAAAUAAAUCGCAUUCAAGAGGCUGCAUACUGGCUUGACUGAAAUAUCUUGGGAUUGAGCUGCAAUUCAGUAGAUUGUACAGCUUCACUAACAUACUUUUUCUAAUUCAAAACGCGUCUCUGAAGUUCGGUUAACAUUUCAUGAUAUAUCCUAGUGCUGCGUCAAUCUGAAGACGUGUCUUUUUUGAUAAAAUUGGGGGGGGGGGGAAAGUGGAACUCCGACAUGCUAUUGCUUUCCAUUCCUGUAACAAUAUGAGCUCGUGGAGGGAUAUUACCAACUUAUCACCAGUAAAGUCGGCAUUUAUUAAAUUUCCUAACUGAAAAUGGUGGGAACCAUUUUACAGGUAGAAGGACAAAGGAAUAGACUGCGUAUCUUUGCUUUCUGCCGGUCAUGACUGCCGAAAAAAUACCGUCCGUCAUCCAUUUCCUAAAUAAACUACAAAGAACGAACGCAAGUAGGCCUUCCAGAUGCAUGUUUCAUCCAAAUAUCACUCCGAGGCCACCAUAUUCGAGUUUUUUUGCGGACGUGUCUCGACAGUAACUGGCCAACAAGUGCGAGCGUUCCAAGAACUAAAAUGGGGCAGUUAGCUCGUUCUGAUGGGUUUUUCAGAGCACCCCUUCGAAGGAGGUAUCAAAGGGCAGAGUCUUGAUCCUUUCAACCCCCGUAAGAUUAAGGGUUACCUAAAUGAAUCUAUUUGCAUACGCAUGAACAAGAGAAACGGAAAAAAACGACUAAAUAUUUUACUUGUCCGUAACAACAGUGUGCAGACGUCCUCGCCUAUUUACAUCAUCCAAAUCAGAGUUUGAGUUAGCCAGUUUUUUCGAUCUUGGCCGAAAUCAUCCGCAAGAUUCCUCACCUUUCUUCAGAUGAGUAACUACGAAGACUUUCCGAAACCCAAAGAAGCCGACAUGGUCGACGCCCUUUCAAAGCUGGUCGUCAUAAAACUGAAUGGCGGACUGGGCACGAGUAUGGGUUGCUGUGGCCCCAAGUCUCUUAUCAAAGUUCGCGAUGACUGCACGUUUUUGGAUCUCACUGUGCAGCAGAUUGAGGUAUGCACACUUGGGUCGAAUACCAUACCAUUGUGUUAUUUGAGUGCUUUUGUGCUAACAGCUUGUCAAACCUUGCAUCAUCUUUACCUCUAAAUACUUCGUUCUGCGUGAUCGGUUCACUCGAGCAUACGUGGGGAGCCUUUAACGAAGUUAUUCACACAUCAGGACAGGCCAUCACAGACGAGGACAUCCUCAACAGCCCCGCCAUAUGGGUUCAUCGGCGGUUAAGUUUGGAUUUUAGCAUGAGGAAGACUUGCGCAGCAUAUACUGCUCUCUCUCUCUGUCUGUCUCGCUCAUCACCCACCUUACCCAGAUGGCUAGACAGCGUCAAGGCGACGGGGCGUGGGCGCGGACGCAGUGACUGACAGAGAGGUCCGUCUACGCGCGCCACAUGCGAGCUUUUCCGCUUCAGAAUGCGGCAAAUCGCAUUCGGGGGGCUCGGAACUCUCUUACCUGGGUACCAUAAUAAAUAAAUUGAGGAGGAGCCGUUGCAGCCUGACUCCCUCCCUCUCUCGCGAGGAAUCGAUAUAUUCCAGCAGUUGGAAGCUCUUUGAUACGCGAAUCAUGGCGUGUCAUGAUAGAUUCAGGCAGGUCGCAUUUAUUGCAACAAGGCGUGUGCUGAUGUGCCGUGGAGAUUGAUUCCCCAACGACGACCCAAUUCUCUCUCCCCUCUACCAUUCACCAACCGACUUUCAGAGCCAGUCUGCCUAGUAGUGAUGAGAGUUGUCAUUAGGACUGGUGGAGUUGGACAGCCUGUCUGCGCUUUCCACACACGACCCGAUCCCCACUUCAUCAACCAGGAUACACCAGGCAGCAGUCUGUUCUGUCAUGCGCCGUUUCAUCCGCCUUCUCGGUAAUGGUAAAUCGGACCGCAUGCUCGUUAUAGGAGUGAUGUAGGGUACGUUAUGGAGGUGUGUCAAAUACGAGUAUGUUAUGGUGUGUGGGGCCGCAUUGGAUUCUGGCAGAUGUUCUCGGGGUGAGGUGCAAGCCCAGGUGCCGGCUAACGUCGUCCAGUGGGGACCCCUGCUGCCCCCCCCCAAAUUUGCUGUUGGUUUAAAUCCUGGCCACUUGUUUGCUGUGGACCAGGGGGGGGGUGUGGUGGUACGCCUGGGUGGGGGUCCGGCCGUGCCAGCCACCUGCGCUCUCUCCCGCCUCCGGUCUUCUUGAGUUGGUCAUGACAUCGAGCCCAGAUGAAAAGGAGAGAUUGCGGUAGAUGCUGUACAAGUCCACUGCCACUAUAAACUAACUCACACGCAAGUCACCGUGCCUGCCCCCAGCUUGCUGGUGGACAUCGUCGGCAUUUACGGUCGAACGGUCGGUUGUUUAGCUUAUGUGUUUCUCUGCAGUUACAGCAAGGUCUCGUGCAGUGGUCUGAACUGUGUUGGCUUACUAAAAACUUCACGGAUGCGCAUAUGACCGGAAAGGCCCAUGCGCUGACUGAAUACCAUGUGAUAGCGAGGGCAGGUGGAACUGGAGUUAUAAGGGCAUGCCGGGAUCCUUGCCACUUGCCAAUAGAAGCGAAGAGAUGAGUCCCAGGAAGUAGUCUUGAAGAAGAAGACACGAUUGCUGGGACAAGAACUUUAUUAGCCUGACGUUUCGGAUUCCUGCUCGAAUCCAUCAUCAGAGACAAAAGCAGAUACGGGUGGUCCAUGCACAAGGGGCUGCAGUAUUUAUAUGAUGCAGUCGCCAUGCUACCGCAUACCUAUGAACAUUUCCAACUCCAGGGUCGGUGGAUCAGAUGUUCGAACAAUCAUCACACCAAAGCCCAACGCACGUGAUGAAAUUGCAGCAAUUAACGACGCGAAUGUCGGCCAUUAAACAAUUAGCACACAAAGUGCGACGAUCCCGGAUGAAGGAGGAGACGUGAAUGUUCAUAGGUAUGCGGUAGCAUGACGACUGCAUCCUAUAAAUACUGCAGUCCCUUGUGCAUGAGCCGGCCGUAUCUGCUUUUGUCUCUGAGGCUGGAUUCGAGUAGGAAUCCGAAACGUCAGGCUAAUUAAGCUCUUGUCCCAGCGAUCGUGUCUCCUUCUUCAAUCUUUGCCGCUUGUUAGCCGAUCUCACUGCGGUGGAUUUGCAAGAAACUAACCAUACCGAGCCAUGGUUUGGCUGUCUGUUGACAGUAUAGACAUGAUGGCAGAUGUUGGGUGCAUGCAUUGUUGGCCAGCCGAACUUCAAUCUUGCAAACCAUUCUUUUCACCCUGGCCGCAGCUACUCGGUUGCCUUUGCUGAUGUUUACUCCAGUCUUUACGGCAGUGCGUUAGGCCUGCCAAUCUUGAGUGAAUUCCUUUCUGAUGUCUGCGUUGAGUUGCAUGUACUUGAGAGUGGUUUUCGAGGUGUCCUUUUAAUGUCACUUUUGUUCCCCUUCGUUGUGAACACCUCCAUCGCAGAUUCGCCUGGUUAAUAACGACGCUGGCUCCAUUCAGGAUCUCCAUGCUUUAAGUUUACUAUCGUCGUUUCAGUAUUCUCCGGAUGAAACUAAGGUGAAAAUGACUGAGUUCUCUUACUCGGCUGUCAUCCACAGUCCAUAGGGCUACCGCGUACGGCGACGAUGUCAGGACAACAACUCUAUUCAUGGUAGAGGGCGCUCACCGAUCGUUCUUACGGAAUUCACUCGUUUCGUUCUGCCUUUAGGGCUCUCUCUUUAGCCCAACCAGCAGCCGCACAGCGGCGCAUGAUAUAGGCAGAAUGGCAUUACCGACAAAAACAAGGGAGACUGGAAUGGCCAUUUCUGACUUAUUGGCCGUCAUCAGCCAGUCGUACCCAACCCUCCCUCCCCCCGAAGUGUGGACCUCGCGACCUGUUUGUUAGAAGUCCACGACUCUAACCACUGGGCCACGGGCCCGUUGCCCUGUCGGUCCUCGAUCGGGAGCGAUGGUCAUACCGCACUCCCGACAUGGGUACUAGCUAAAAGGUCAGGCUCCUGUUUCGCCGGUAUUCGGCUUCUGCGUGGCACAGCUGCGAGGUGUUCUGUUCCUCAAUUGGUUUCUGGUACGUGAACUUCAGAGAAUAAUCAAGCUAAUAAUUUCAGAAUAACGAUUUGGUGUAGAACCCACAAGUAGAUGGCAACUACAAAAAUAUACCCUAGGAUUCAUUGUGACUUUAAACAUCACAUGUUAUUCAUCGUUCCCGCUGUUUGAACUCUCCUUACCUUCCUGACUAAAUUUAAACUUACCAGCGGCGCUUUAUUGAAAGUCAGUCAUUUUUUUAAAUGCUUUUUGUUUACUUUUUGAUUAUCGCACCCAUUUUCUUUGCCAAAUAGCAGCGUAUGAUAAGAUUUUCGGCAGAAAUUUAUCUAUUUUCUGUGUCUUCUUGCUUUCCAUCCCGUGUGUUGCCUUAUCCGUAAAACCCCCUCUACCACUAUUCAAUGUAUGACACAGUCUACAGGAUAGCACCAGUUAGUUGUGGGUCCUACACCCUAUCGUUGUCAAUUUCAGAAAUUUUUUGUUCAGGACAUGGAGUUGAGUGCCAGCGACAUGACUUUUUAAGGUCAGACACAAAAUCUCAAUGAACAUUUGAGUCGAAGACAAUCAGCCAAAGUGGAAUAACCACGUAGCGUUCAUUUUGCAGACAAGUAGUGCUUGAAGAAGGAGACAAGAUCGCCGGGUCAAGAGCUUUAUUAGCCUGACGUUUCGGAUUCCUACUCGAAUAGGAUUGACUGAGUAGGAAUCCGAAACGUCAGGCUAAUAAAGCUCUUGUCCCGGCGAUCGUGUCUCCUUCUUCAAGACUACUUCCUGGUACUCGUCUCUUCGCUUUUAUUGACAAGUAGUGCUGUUAGUAGCAUAAUCUUAUACGAGAGUUUUGUACUGAGAAGGCUGCCACGGCGGUUCAAGACGGAGUGCUGUUGACUGCCGAAGACCUCACUGACCUUGGCCAUCCGGUGGGCGAUCUCGCCGUCGAUGUUGAUAUUGUGCUCUCUAGCUACAGGAGAUCGUCCAAAGAUGUAAGCGGGUUCUAUUACCAUUGGCCCUGGAUUCGCUGUAGUCAGACUUUGGCGUCUGUUGGUGCGGAGCCGUUAUCGGUAAGAUCCUACUUCGUAGCCACACCUUUUAGGGGUUAGGGUUAGGAGUUAGAGGUUAGGGUUAUGGGUUAGGGUUAAGGACCAGUGUUAGGGAUUAGGGUCAGUGGUUAGUGUCGGGCGUCAGGCUUCGGGGUUAGUGUUAGGGGGUUAGGGGUUAGGAGUUAGAGGUUAGGGGUUAGGGUUCUGGGUUAGGGUUAAGUACCAGUGUUGGGGAUUAGGGUUAGUGGUUAGUGUUGGGCGUCAGGCUUAGGGGUUAGUGUUAGGGGUUAGGGGUUAGGAGUUAGAGGUUAGGGGUUAGGGUUCUGGGUUAGGGUUAAGUACCAGUGUUGGGGAUUAGGGUUAGUGGUUAGUGUUGGGCGUCAGGCUUAGGGGUUAGUGUUAGGGGUUAGGGUUAGGAGUUAGGAUUAAGGGUUAGUGUUAAACCCCACAUCACCACCGGAUCCGUAUGACAGGCGGCUGGGGCCUGCCUACUUCAGGUGCUGAUGCUCACUCCGAAUCUGGAGCAAUCUGGGGUUCUCACUUCUCUGUAGGUCUUCUAUUGUGUCGAUCUCUAACGCGCAGCAACCAGCGAAGUGGGGGUCGUAUUUUCUAGCCCUGAAAACUCUCGCCGACGCUUCUAGGCGUGGAGUGCUGGUCGAUGUGGAUUUAAGAGCGUUUCUCACAGUAGUUGUCCAUUGUCAUGGCUGAGAACAUGUCACUGAGGAAGAUGGGGGAGCAAGAAAACCUCCUUUGCCACUGCGAAUGCUUCAGACCCGUUGUCCGUGACGCGCGCCAACAUCGCGAACAUUAGCACCAAUCACUCCUUGACACCAGAAUUUCGGUAUCAGCUUCUAGAAUCCCUCCUUUGAGUAUAAAAUUAGGAGAAAACGUAAUUUAUACCGCGUGAGCAAAAGAAUGAAUAUUGUUGUGCAUGUUUUCUAUGAAAUAUAAUUGGACUGUUACGGACAUCGAAAAUCAAUGAGAAAAAUGCAUGCUACAUAAGUAGUCAUUUUUUACAGAGUGUGGUUUUGGCUUGCAGCCGGAAAGGGGUUCGUUCAAAAGCCGGCAUCCUGGGGUACCUGAAUGAUAAUAGAAUUAUGCUGCAGACUGAUUAGUUUUACAACCCUACUUAAUUAAUCUUUUCAAAACCGGAACACGUUUUGGAAUUUCGGUUGGCAUUUCAUGGGUUUUUUUCCGCCUCUCUAAUCGAAUCAGUCAUUAUAUCAUCGGUGUGUGGAUGUAAAACCAACUGUUGUUUCCGUGGAAGUCGCACCUUGCGGUGUGCUGUUGUUCCAGUCUUGUUUUUAAUUUGGCCACCGCGUACUAUAGCGGGCCCAUUUGGGACAAUAUUUCAACUGAGAACAUCCCCGGGGUGUCACAUUUGACGCGGGUAGAGGCGAUCUGUCCAGCAGUCUUCAUAUCGCAUUGCAUUUGCUCCCGCAUUCUGGUCCACAAACCAGAACGCAGUCCGGCAGUUGCCAGUAGCGCGAAUGUGCAGACAUCCAUGUUUUUUUUUGUUGCAGUUGAGCGGGUGAGUGACGGUAUUUUGGAUGAUUAAUUCUGUAAGGGUCUCGUGGAUCACCCUGACCGACGGAGCUGUUGUAUUAAACCAUUCUUUGGUAAAUUUUACGCACUUCCGCAGAAAGUCGUUACUCAGAAUGCCACAAACCAGCGAAAUAACUCGAUCCCUCCCUAAACUGCGGGGUAGACCGCAGUGACUUCUCAUACUUUGGGCUUAUGUAACUCUAACCAAUGGGGUUUCAAAACAAGUGAAGUCUCUUUGAUGUGUUGGAUCGACUAGCAUGAAUGGCAGGGAUGAAAUAUCUGACCAGUCACCGCACUCACACCCGUCUCCGGUCGUUAUGAUUUCGCCUCGCAGUUUGAGCAUGGUGGGUGUGGAGUGACGCACAUUUGUGGAUACAGCCCAAAUCAUUCUUUCUGUUACUCAAAUUAUUUGUAAUUCUCUGCAGUCACUGAAGGCACUGGUAGUCCCUGUCAUGUACGACGAAUGGGCAAGAUCCUAUUUUGUAGCCGUACCUGUAUGGGGUUAAGGUUAAGGAUUAGGGGUUGGGGUUAUGGGUUAGGCUGGGGUUUGUCUACUGAAGGUACGGCUGCGAAAUAAAAUCCGACCGACGAGCUAAAUAUCAGUUGAGAUUAUAAGACUUCUAAUGAGCAAGAUUCUUAGGAGAAGAACUUGAACAGCAUAGAGCUCACCUUCUCCUUUCAAUAGCAAGGAUAGUGUAAAAAGACUUGAGGUGGACUCCAGAGGGUAGUAGCUGGAUCGGCGUAAAGCUUUCAUUUGCGCGUGCGUCCAGAGUGCUUCUGAUCCCUCUCCCGUAGAUGGGCCAGGCUCCACACACAAAUCUGUCAACUCUAGAGAACUACACCCGUUACCUUCCUCUGGGUUUGCUCGUCAACCAAAGGGGUUACCAGUACCUGGUCGUGGCACGCCGCACGGUUCGUGAAAAGUGGCCUAUCCCCUUCAUCCAGGCACUGGGUGCAACCGUCAAUCCGGGAAGUGCGUAAAUUCCUGCAAACAUCCUAUUUACAGGACUACACGACCGACGAUGUUCAGCGUAUGUUUUAAAGCAGGGCGAGAGCGGGAACAGUGACUUGCGCGUGAAUUAGUGUGCAGUAACAGUGGACUUGCACAGCAUCUACUGCACUCUCUCUUCCUCUACCACCCGGACCCGGUGUCGAGGUAGAGCGCCCGUGUUGUUCCAGCGCAUCUACUGCGUGACCCCUUUCAGGCGACCUGCAAGGAAUAGAAAAAGGAUCUUAAUCCAAAAAACAAACAAGAUUUGAAAGUGAGCAUGAGGAACACAGAAGAAGAGGCUACCCGUGAUGAUAAACUGCAUUCUUACGGACACACUUUUGCAUAUCGUGAGCUGUAUUUGGCAGUUGUUCCCACCUCAUUAUAGUAGAGAACGAGAGCGGUCAACGUAGGCGUUAGAAUUUAACGUCAGGCAAGUAGCGUGACGGUGCUAUGGCAGUUCAGGUUGGUGUAAUAUCUAUGAAACCCACUGGCUCAGACAGUCAACUGAAGCAUGGGAUAAGAAGGAGUUAGAUUAACGUUGAAGAAUCCAUACCUACGAUGCGAUGCAUGCCUAACAAUAAUAAAUUUGACGCGUUAAAAGUCGUCACGGGUGUCACGGGUGAAAGAGGUCGUUAAAUCGGUCGGUUCAUCCAUACACGCUAGGAAGACAAAGGUGAUUUCAAACUGCAUCCCCGACCAGGAGAAGGCACCUCUCGGGACUGAUGGCGGUCAACUUAAAGAAGUAGACAGUUUUAAAUACCUCGGGACGAGGCUGCUGCCUGAUGGACGGAGUAAGGAUGACACUGUCUCCCGAAUUGAUGCUGCCCGCUAGGUUUUCUCAAGCCUUCGGAAAUGCCUAUGGAUCCGACGUGACCUCUCCAUCGACACUAAGAUUCGCGUGUACCGUGCAUCCGUCCGGUCUGCCCUUCUCUACGGUUGUGAGUGAUGGGUUUUGCGCGUGGAGGACGAGCAAAAACUGGAGUUAUUUGACCACUACUGCUUGAGGACCGGCCUUCGAGUGAAGUUCACCGACUUCGUCUCAAAUGAGACAGUCGGCGCUCGCUGCGACAACAUCGCAAGGACAACUCAGGCCAUCAUAGAAAGACGACUGAGGUGGUUUGGGCAUAUUCUUCGUCUUCCACCUCAGGAGCUCAGUGUUACUGCCCUCGAUCCGCCAUCGUUGCCCCACUGGAGGCGUCGAAGAGGGAGUCAGUUCAAAACCUGGCUCGACACAGUUCGUCAAGACAUGGGGGGGUGGUUCUUAGACCUUCGGUGUUCCGUCUAAGUCGUUGGCGAAGGGAAUAGGUUGAGCUGUCCAGAGCUGCUGCUGCGGAUCGUCACGCGUGGAGGGGUUCAGUUCGGAACAUCAUCGAGGCCGACUAGAUGAGGCAUGAUCGCAGCCGUAUCACUUACAGGUAUAAGUAAGAAUUGGGAAUCAGAUGGCGUUGUGGCAGCCAACUCGGCAUAGGGAGAGUGACCGAACCCCACUUGGCAGUUGAAUGCUUGCGCAUCAUGCGACUCUAUUCUUCGGCUUGGUGACACCACAGCACCGAUGGAUAGUUUGGGCUUCAAUGACCGCCUGCAGUCAGACAUGGAUGUCGGAAUGCUGAAAAUGUCCCAGUGGGUCUAGGGCCAACUACCUGUCUGGGCUGGUUUGCGUGUCUUCCCACAUUUCUUCCAUUUGUCUUUUGGCUGUACCCUCUAUUCAGGGUUCUCCACCCGAAAGGUAAUUUCGUACGCAUGCUUCUUCACCUUCCCUGAACAAAAAAUUCUUCAGUCAACGUGGGCGUUAGAUUUUAGCGUCAGGCAUGUAGCGUGACAGUGAUAUGGCAGUUCAGGUUGGUUUAGUGUCUAUGUAACCCACUGGCUCAGACAGUCAACUGAAGCAUGGGAUAAGAAGCAGUUAGACUAACGUUGAGGCAUUCAUACCUACGAUACGGCGCAUGCCUAACUAUAAUAAAUUUGACGUGCUAAAAGUCCUGGUCUGAAAGGCUGCUAACUGAUAGGAUGACUCGGUUUGCAUGGGGGCAUAAUGGAGUGACUGGAGGACUGGGGGUCAGGCCGCAAUGGUUCCUCUUCAAGGUAACUCUUACGGCAUUUUCACUGAAGUGGGCCUCGAGCCGCUCUUGAAGGGGCCUGGUGCCUGAUGACGAGACCAGGUCGUGUUUGGCAGGCGUAGACGUGUUAUAUAACUCUGUCCGCCACUUUGACUGCGCCCACCUCCGGACCACUCGAUAUUGCCUUGCCAUCGGAGCAAGGUGACUGAGAGCGGAGGUGAGAGUGCGGUAGAUGCUGCGCUAGCCUACUUCACUGCAAAUGAAUUCACGCACUUGUCAGCGAUGAUGACGGAAAGAAAUUGACCUGCCCUCUUCAAUUUCGUAAGUAGUAAUGACCACGGCUAAUUUUGGUCUAAGGCAGGCGCCUAUCCGUUUGUUAACCGAAUAGCAAUAUAUUAUAUCAGUUUAAUGCCAACUUGUCUGUUAUCCUAGGUCAUAAGUGCUCCGACCUCAGGAGAGGGCGUUGGCAUGUUAUUUCGACUGCGUGACUGUCGAGCUUCCAUAUUUUGUAUAGGAAAAUAAUUACUACUUACUAAAGUUGUGUACUAUCCAAGAUCUGCAUGUAUUGCGCACUGUACGGGUAGAGGGACAUUAACUAUCCCUGACGGGCGUCAUGGGCAAUUUGGAAAGAGGCAUGCUAACUUUCCAUGAAAAAAAACAGUAAAAAUGUUUUUUUAAAAAUCUUUUCAUGUUUUGAAGGACUAGCCGUAUUAACAUAUUCUCUAAUUUUUGCAACUUCUUUGUGUACGCUUGUUGGGGACAUCAUUCCACUUAAAAAGGCUGGUGAUUGUCCCCAAUCAGAAUUCAGGACGAUAAGGCUGAAAGGAUAGACUGCUUUUCAGAUAGACGCGAAAACAGUCUGAUAGGUCGACCGAUCGAUCAAGUGGUUGACGUAUGCCAUUUUCGGAUUAGAGGGCAACCAAAUGAAGUCUUACAUUAGGUGGCGUAUAUGAUGAAAUGUGCCGACAUUUACGAAUGGUUGCUAAUCACUCGCAAACCGGCGCAAGUUCGUGGACACAAUGCCUGUUUUAAAGAAAAAAAGUUUAGUGGAGUUGAAAACAUAGGAGAAAUAUUGAAGGUAAUGUUACGUCGUGUAGAAAUAUCAUUUUUCGGAAAAACGGAUAAUUCCGUAAACGCAUAAAUAGUUAUAACUGAGUUGAUUUCAGUUUUAGAAGUACAGAAUACCUGUCCAUGCAAACAACUGAGUAAAUAUAACAGCAGAAAUAGACUAACAUUUAACAAUAGUGUUUUAGUGAAGUUCACGGUAAAAUAUCUUUUAAGAACCAGUGUAAUAUCGGGUAGGGCGGUUUGCCAACAGCCUACAUUCUGGGUAUAAAUUUCAAAGUGGUUUCCCGAAAAUCCGUUGCCAGUUUUUACGCUUUUACAAUGACUGUGAUCCGGUUCAAUAAGGCAUACAGGGUUUUGCCUAAUUUUGCCGAUAGGGACACCAUAGAGCUAGGAGUUUUCCCAGGAUCACAUGUUGCCAGACCGGUCGGUGACUAAUAAAUUUAGGUGGAUUUAAAAGACAAUCGUAAACACACCAUUUUGUGUACACAAAGAAAACUUUUCCUUCGUGAAAUGGGUUUGCACUUUCCUUUGUUCUGGAUUUACGGUGUUUAAAUAUCGCCGGAUAUUUCAUGAUUUUCUGUCUUUUCGAUGGACUAUCCAUGAAGGCAGGUUCUUUAUAACGCAGGUUGUUAUAACAUUCAAGAUAAGAUGCUACUUGAAGGCACUUGCCGAUGUAGCGAGUGUUUGGGCGUUCUUCGUGUAGACGGUCGUUUGGGUCACAUGUGAAGACUCGUCCAAACACGAAACUACAUUGUCAAAUAAAAUAGACGUCCACAACAAAAGUCAACAAUGAAUAUUCUUUAGAUCAGUUAGAAAACAUUCUCUUAUAAGCUACCUUUUUAAUGAGUGAUUUAAUAUUGCAUUCUCCUGACGGAUAUAUGUGUAUUUUCGUUUUUUUUUUGGCAUGGUGAAGCCAAGAGGGAGAUUUGGCACUUUUGGCCGUUUUUUCCACGUUUAUAUUUAAAAAACCGAUAUUUUCCUAUCGCGAACGAAAGAACAUGCUUUUCUCUUUAUGUUGCGGUCGUUUUCAAUAUUUUUGUCCACUUUUGGCCUCCGUUCUACAAUUAUGAAUGCCCGGUGGAAUGGCCAUAUGAAUAUUGAUAUUUUACUGGAACUGUUAGGGUUUUGCUCGAUCCAUUUCUAAAUUACGUUUGUGCUACAACUAGGCCGCACGAUAAACCAGGUUUUAUAUGUUCAAAAACGAAGAUGACUAUUCGUAAAUAGUCAUUUUGGUGCUAACCCAUAGAAUUUUCUAAAUGGUAAAGCAUUUUUGGCCCAUUUAAACGAAAGGUUGCCUGUAUGCGUUAUUACUGCACGUUAGGGCACGAAUUCACGCGGAUUUGCUAAUCCGACUUUUAAAAAUCGAUAAAACGUCUGGUUUUUUGAAAAAUCUGUUAGCAAAUUGAUUCUCACGGUUAGCAUUAGACAAAAAAUCGAUUUCAAGUGCGGCUAGCUCUGUCUAGUAGAACUAUCAAGGGUAAAUUACCCUCCUCUCCAAGAAAAACAUGCUCAGAUAAGCAGCCGAAAUCUAAGGCAAGUAGUAGCAUAGGAAAUUGUCCUAAUAUAUCACCACAUUUGUUUAGGUCAAAUUUACGAACCCUGUCUGAUAAAAUGAUGUCGACACAUUUCUGCACAAGAAAAAGGAUAUUUACUUGAACGGGCUGGAUAAGGUAGCAAAAUUCGCAACGUAUAAGGCGUCUAAAAAUCCUUAUAUCAGUUUCUGUCACGAACAGUACUUGUAAAGCGGUAUCGGAACGUACCGGGGCUGUAUUGAGAACAGAAGGUCCAAGGCAUUGAUGAAACCCAUAGUCGAUGGUUCACUAUAUUACUUCCGGAUAAAGUGGUUAACUGCGUUGUUGCGCGUUUCGCCGGAUUGAUCGGAGUCCAUCUUAUUGACUAAUUGGUCAUCAGACUGAGCUCGUGAUAUUGACUAGGAGUGGGGAUCUCUCGUGGAUCGCGGUAUAGGAAAUGCGGGGGUGAUUAACUAGCAUGAAAGUGAUGGGCUAGCGAACAAUUGACAGUAGUACCAAGUAGGUGGUUCAAUUGGAAAUCUAGAUAAUAGAGCAGGUCCAAGAGUGGAUUUGUGAGAGAAAACGAAGCGAACUGAUUGUCAGGUUGAAAUAAGAGGCGUGAUUCCGGAGUUCGCAGUUGCUACGUCGAAAGCUCCUUACCAGGAUCUCACAUAGAACAGCAGACAGCGUAGAAACAUAAGAGUCAGUGUGAUUAUACGUGAUUUGGUCGAGUUCCCUUAUUCGAGGUUGCACCAGUCCGGAAUGUGGAGUGGCUUGAUCAGUUUCGGCGUAACCGAUGCGAGAGGCAGGACUGACUGUGUGGAUGUUUGAACGGGACGAUUCCAGUCCUUAUGUACGUUAUCUUAAAUUCCAGAACCCCCUUCUUUACCGAUUUUGACCUCAGACACAACGCUGCUAAGAUAUUUCCGGCUUACCAAUGAGACGCUCCCAAUCGUUCCAUGCACAAAUUCAAACCCCUUUACACGCGCUGACCAUUCUGACAACGUUUGGCAUAUGCUCCGAAGUUAUAGGAAAAUUUCCAAUUCCAUCCUAAAAUCAGGAAUGGUCAGUGAACUCCAUUCUCACGACACUACUUAUUCCUGAUGUCAAACGAUAAAGGACUGGAUUUUACGUUGAAUUUGAGAUACCUGGUGACUUAUCGUAUCUGGGCUCGGACCCCGGCUAUGUCAGUACCUAGAUUUGAAGCAUUAUUGGCUGAUGUCCAUCAGGAAGUCGGAUGUGGUCAUUCCAGUGUUUCCAAUCCUAUUUGUCGCACGUUGGGACGCUUAAAUAUCUUUGGAAAUUAAAGGUGGCACUAAGUAUCUUUUUCCGGCCAUGACCCUCAUGGGUAAGUGGAACGUUGACAUGCUCAGCACAUUGGCCAGUCUAUUACUCUGUUUUAUAAUAAGCGUGGUGCCCUUGAAACUAUUAGGACGCGCUAAACGCAUUGGCUUGGGAGGCUUCCAAUUGACGAUGUAACUCAGACCUUGCAGUCUGCCCUGUGUGUUGGUGUGACGGGAUCGACUGGUGGACUGAGAGUCUUGCACGAUGGCUCCUCCUCUUUAACCAUGCCUCUAUGUCACUCUCACGCGUAUGCUGCAGUCCGCAAAAGCCCUGCAUUGAAAAUUCAAGACAGUGGGGAACGAGCAAAUCCCUGCCGCCAGUCGGGAUAUUUGCACUUUAUUUGUCGUUCGGUAAUGACGCGCGCGGUUUCUAUUGCAUUAUGCGGAUGUUUACUGGCCUGUCUUGUACACAUAGGCGUGUGACCACUUGAUGAGAUAAUGUAAAUAUGAUAUUUUGUGCUGACGCCUAGUACCCAGAAAGUUAAAACAAACCUACCACAUUAUUCUGCGCAUCCCACCCAUAUGAAGCAGUUCAGUCUCCUAUAAUAUUCUCUGCGCAAUCCUCCCAAAUCUUCAGGCACAACUCUCUAUGCCACUUCCGCCUUCCUUGUUUCAGACGCUUAAUUCGCGCUACGGGAUCGAGGUGCCUCUGGUGCUUAUGAACUCAUUUAAUACCCAACGUGACACGGAUUCCUACCUGCGCAAAAUCUCGAAGAGGGAGUUGAAGAUAUUCACUUUUGAGCAGAACAGGUAAAUUGUGUGUGGUGCGGGAAGACUUGAAUUUUUUGCGUCCUUGCUGUUGCCAGGACGAAAAUUGUUUCUUCCGGCGCCGGUAGCUUCCAUCAGGGCCAAACGGAGUGCAAGAAUUAUAGUCCGCCGAUCGUCGCAAAUCAAUCUUAAGCUUACCCGACUGCCGUUGCCUUGGACGGCUUAUUUAGGGGUGCUUUCUUCACAGUACCUUAAUUUUAAGGAGCACCUUUCCACUCAGUCCCCUGGUACACCGGUUUAGGGAUCCAGGAUUGUGAUGUACGACCGGCGAAACCAUGUCGGAGGACAAGUAGCAGUCGCUUCUUUCCAGGUAAUUGAUUUGCCAUAUCGGUUUCAAGAUAGACAUGAAAGUAUUAUUGCCACAUGGUCCGACCUGAGAUCCUGCUCAGUGCGGUGGAUAGCCUUCAUCAGAGACCACGUCUGUGGAAGUGUGUGUGAAGCAGUCAGAAGGCGGCCCGAUGUCGAUUCCGUUUCUUUCGGUAGCCUUGAGCAUCCGAUCCCUGUAUUCGGGUCAGACACCAUGUCUGCUACGUGGGUCUCCCAGCAUGAACCCAUUGUAUUAGGAGUCUUGUAGCCAUUGCAGAACAGUCACCUGACCUAGGAUUGGCACAUGUUUUCAGUCAGACAGGAGAGAAUACCGAUCAGUUCUCACAUUUGACGGGGACAGUGGCGUUAGCUCACCAUGGGCAGACGACUGAGUCUCUUUUGCUGUUAGCGUUCUUGUCUGCCCAAGAUUUUACCGCUCAGCGUCUGGCAUAACAACUAGGAAAAUAAAAUUUUGGCGGGAAACGGUUCAGUUAGGCGCGUUGUGUUAAAUAAUAACGACAUGUAACCACUGUGAUCAUCCAGACUGCCAAAUUUAAGUAUGCAGGGGUUUGCCUUUAUAUCCUUACAGUCGCCGAAAACAUGACAAUAUCUUCCGAGAUCAAGACAGUCCUUAUGAAUUUUGGACAGCGUCACUUGAUCGUAAAACUAACGGAAAUUGUCCCCUUCCGGAGGAUAAUACUUGUUUUCAAGAUGUUUAGAAAAAUUUCGCCCAUGUACUUACUAUUGAUUUAACGACAACGCGAUUUUUUUCUUACUUCAAGAUUUCCGCGACUUCUGGAGGAGACCAGCCUUCCAUUUGCCAAGUCGAUGCAAUUGAAGCAAGAGUACGAUCCUGCCUGGUACCCACCCGGACAUGGUGACCUCUACCGGUGUUUCUAUGAGUCCGGCCUCCUGAAAAAGUUUAUCAGCGAGGGCAAAACUUGGGCCUUUGUCUCAAAUAUCGACAAUCUCGGUGCAACGGCUGAUCCAAGUAAGGAUUCGGUUCUCUAAUUUACAAUUCAGAUCCUGUUCCUGGUUUUCUUUCCCGCAUCCUUCACACCAACUGUGCACUCGCCUAUUUCAGCGCAUUUACGACGCGCAAUUAAACUCUUAAGAAAGUUGCUUAUGGGCAUACACGGAGCGGUUUGAUUAGCAUGUUCGCGAUGAGCUGAAAUUUACUGAUUAUAACCGAAACGCUAGUUCCUGGGCACCAAUAGAAAAUAGAAGCUAUUGCAAGAACGACCUGUUGAUUGUCCUGCAUGAGAAAAUUAGUUGUUCAUAAUGUAUGCUAAUCUACCCUCGGUGGUAUUUCAUAAUAGGUUGUAAAAUAAGUAAAGGCAUAAAAGAGGCUGGUUUAGAUGCCCUGUCUGGAAGGUUGCAAUCAGUCCUGAUUAAUUGAAUAUAUCACUGGACAGAUGAGCAUAAUCUUGGAGUUAUUUAAGUAGUCUAACAACCGAAGUAAUAGUCGAAGUAGGCUAAAUACGUAAUCCGUUCUUGAUGGUCACUUAUUUAGUGGAAAAUUCGGAGUGCACAUACUUCCACAGAGGGUCAAUAAAAUCAACAAAUCGACUGCUCCCCCGCCCGUUUGCUAUUACUUUGCUCAGAUCAAUCUGUCUUGGGGUGGGAUUUGGCACAGUAACUGACGCGAUGUAAAACCAGCGUAUAGCGGGUGUCACACAAAGGCCCGGAUCUCACAUAAAUAAGUGGCGUCUCAGUUGUUACGUUGAAAAAAAAACAGUCAGUGCAGUCCAUUCCGCUUUCAAAAGGGAGAUCCGGUAAUGAACUCAGUUGGUAACCCUCCAAACCGCUACUGUUAGCAGUUCUCGGAAGUUUGAGGCGCGCCAGAUUUACCUCUGUGUGGAAGCAUCAAAUCAGCACGAGAACGUGUGAGCCAAGACCGACCCAGAUCUUUCCUUCCUCUGUCGUGCCCCAGCGACCUCUCGUGCCUUCCGGUCGAGCAGUGAUGUGGCUGGAUGCAGUAGCGGCCGCGGCGUGAGUCCCCGUGUAAAAUGUGUCACAUGCACACAUGCAGACUCAACGCAACGGCACAAACCAGUACGGUACCGUUUCGAUCUUUCAGAACAGUGAUGUCGCGCGCGUUGGAAGCGAGCGCGGUCACAUAAAAUCAACAAAACAGGCAUAGCGGUUCGACGGUUGCAGGCGACGAUCUCACCGUGUGCCCCAAAGCGUGAUGGGCGCAGGAGUUGUGCGUGAAUUAGUCUAUGGUGCUGGCAGACUUGCGCGGCAUCUGUUGUACUCUACCCUCCAUCAUCCACCCGGACCCAAUGGCAUGAGAGAGUCGGGACCACCGUAGAGUGUCCGUUUACGCGUGCCACACACAACCUUGUCCCUCAGGCAAGUGCCGGGCUCUUACGGAAGAGAGGGGCUGCUCGGAUUCCAUUUGAGUGGGAGUGCCAUAAAGGCCACACUAAAAAGGAGCGAUUACCCCCUAUACACACAGUACGGACCACGAGGACUGGGUUAUCCAACGUAAAAUGGGGUCAGCAUAACAAGCAUGUGGUACUCAUUUGAAGAACCUAUCUCAGUUGACGCCAGUUUAUGUCACAGAUUGCCAAUUCUACCUAAGCAGCCUUUCCUAUACGAAGUUACAUUUAAAUUAUUUGAUUACGAUUUUAUUUACAAAAUAAUUCCAGUGACUGGAUGAGAGUGCAGUCAAUUUAUAAAUCCAAGAGGGUCGUUUUGUGUGCUUUUGGUUUACCUUGCGUGUUAAUCCACUUUUCUGAAUCUAGCUAUUCUCUGUUACCUGGAGGAGCAGCGGAAAAACCAAACAGCCAAACAAGCAGAUUUUGUCAUGGAAGUGACCCCGAAGACCCUGUCAGAUAUCAAAGGAGGAACCCUGGUCCGAUAUAAGGAGCGUCUCCGACUCCUGGAAGUCGCUCAAGCAAGUCCUUGCAUCGAUUUCUUGACAUUUACUUGUUUGAGCCAUGCCGCCCCCAAAGUUAUAUGCUCUCUACCCUCCCGAUAAAAGUGUUAUAGAUAUGCUGCUACAGCUGGGUGUCACUUCUUCGAAUAUGUAGAGGGUCUCUUAUCUUAACCGGAGGUCGAUUUGUGCAGAGCAAGUUAUAAAGUGAGAAUUCUCGCGCCAACAACACAGAACCCUUACCGUUCGACCGUCGUUGCCGACGAUGUCUACCGGGUGGUCCAUGGUAGGGUGAAACAGGCACGGUGAAUUGUGCGUGAAUUAGUUUAUAGUGGUAGUGUAGACUUGCAGCGCAUCUACCGCACCUCUUCUUCCUCUCCCACCUGGGCCUGGUUUCAAGACAUCGUAACGAACACCUAAGGCGAGGUGAGGGCUCAGGUGGCUGGCACGGCCGGACCCACACCUAGGCGUUCCACUUCAUACUUCCUGGUCCGCAACAAACACUUGGCCUCGGUUUUAACCAACAAUAAAAAGGGAUGACACGAGUUACUGACAACCAUGCACAUGGUCUGUAUACCUAUCGGGAGCGCAAGCGCAUCCACCGACAGGGAACCAGGCGACAGAAAACUCCCUAAAUAUGCGAGCGCAGCAGCGUGGACAUUGCCCACCAUCGCCGUGCGUUCGUCAUAUAAUGGCCCAGGCAGCAUUAAAAAACCAGGCACAGUGGUCCUGCCUCUACCAACAACGGCACCAUUGCUAUUCUGAUUGACAUGGCGUUUCGAUAGUUCUGAGUAAUUGGUGCAACGUUUCGCUUUUUCACUGGGGCCGUGUCAUUGAAUGUUGCGCAUAUACGUUUGUGUGGUAUUUCUAUCAACGUGAAAAGUGUUGUGGCGUCCAGCACGUCGUCAAGCAUUGCCAAUGUUUAGCCGAUACCUGCGCCAUGAACUGAAAUCAGCAGACUCUCCUGGCCAAUAGUGGGACACUUUUAUUGAGUGAAUCACAAUGCCAGGGGGAGAGGGUGUUAAGUCUACGCGGAUAAUAGUUAGCUACUACGCAGUGGGAAACCGUUGUAUAAGCGCUGAGGUGCUACAGUAAGUGACCGAUCUCAUGGAAUGUUGGCUGCAUUUCUAAAAUGCGUUUUCGAUUAGGUAGGAUUACCUAGGCGCGGUUGUAAUACCGAGUAUUGUACGGCACAACCCUAUAAUGCUUCGGACUCGACAGGAUGUCAGCUUUUGAAUGCACUGUUUUUCAAUCACCUGUAUAAACCAUACUUGGUAAAGAAUGACUGCUUAAGUAGCGUGAAUUUUUCCGACUGAUUUUCGAUGGUCUUGCAAAUUCAAAUAUAUCUUGUAGAAACCAUAAGCAAAAAUAUGCUUUCUUUCAGUCGUUUGAUAGAGAAUUAUGUUUUCUUUAUAUUUUAUACCCAAGGAAGGAGUAUAAUUAGGUUGGAGCCUGGUCAUUCGUUACAUUAGCGCUUAGUGAUGUCACUCUACAAGGUCCAUGGGUUCCGCGUAAAGAAAAUCACAUAUUCCUCUAUACCUUUAAAAAGAUGCCUUAUUACGUCCAGAAAAUUUUACAAUGCGUUCCGCGUAAAGAAUGUCACAUAUUCUUCUAUACCAUUAAAAAGAUAUCAUGCGGAAUCCAGAAAAUUUUGCAAUGGAUGCGGACUUUCUCCCUUUCAUGAGGAGUUGUUGUAAACGUGCAGGUACGAUGCUAUAUGAAUAGACAUUGCACGGUCAUAAAAAGCUCAUAAUUAGAAACAGGUGAUUGAAAAGCAGUUUAUUCAAAAGCCGGCAUCCUUCUGAGUCCGAAAUGUUAUAGGGUUGUGCCGUACAACACACGGUAUUACAACCGCGCCGAAGUAUUCCUACCUAAUCGAAAACGCAUUUCAGAAAUUCAUCCGACGUCUCAUGAGAUCGGUCACUCAAUGUAGUUACUUCCACCACUCCGAACAACUUGGUCAUCACAAAUUACUGAUUCCGAAAACUCAGAAUGUGUCUAGACACCAGCUGCUGGACUGGUAUUCACGUCCAAGCAGUCGGACACUCGCUCGGGCACGCUGAUCCUGCUCGGGCCAGACUGCGGUGCGAUGCUGCAUGUCGACACCGGGAAUAUGAAUAGGACUGGCAGCGCCUAUGUGGGGGCUUGGUUAUUGCUCAGACUACGGCAGUUCGACAAUUAACUGCUAACUUGGAGUAGAUCAGUUUAUCACGACAGUUCGACCGUCGUUGCCGACGAUGUCCGCCAUGUGUCUCACAGCAAGGUGGAGCAGACACGAUGACUUGUGGGUGAGUUAGUUUGUAUUGGUGGUAGACUUGCACAGCAUCUACCACACUCUCCCCUCCCCUUCCUCACCUGGGCCCGGUGUCAAGACAGUUUCGAGAAGACUGGUGACGGGGAGGAUGCAGGUGAAUGGCAUGGCUGAGCCCGCACAUUGGCGCUCCACUCCACAUCCUCUAGUCCACAAUAAACGCUUGAUCGAGUUUUAGCCAACAACAAAAGUGGGCGUGGGCGGCAGGGGUUCCAAUAAGCGUGACAUCUGCAGGCAAGUGGAUCUGCCACCACUACCCGAAAUGUUGGCACUUUCUAUGGUGCACAUUCCGAUAACGCCUGCCAUAAUCCGAUAUGGCCGUCGUGUUCGUCCAGCGCGUCUACCGCGUGGCUCAAACUACGCCGUCUGCUUGAGGACCAUCCUUCGAGUGAAGUUAACCGACUUCGUCAUAAAUGAGACAGUCAGCGCUCGCUGCGACAACAUCGCAAAUACAACUCAGGCCAUCCAAGAAAGGCGACUGAGGUGGUUCGGGCAUGUUCUUCGUCGUCCACCUCAGGAGCUCAGUGUUACUGCCCUCGAUUCGGCCCCGUUGCCCCAUUGAAGGCGUCGAUGAGGGGGUCAGUUCAAAACCUGGCUCGACACAGUUAGUCAAGACAUGGAGGUGGUUCUUGGACCUUCGGUAUUCGGUCUCCGUCGUUGACGGUGGGAAUGGGUUACGCUGUCCAGAUCUGCUGCCGCGGAUCGUCACGCGUGGAGAGGUAUAGUUCGGGACAUCAUCGAGGCCGGCUAGAUGAGACAUGAUCGCAGCCGUAUCAAGUACAAGUAAGUAAGUAACUCAGACUACGCGCAAUCGAAAUGACACGAUUAUACGACCCCCUCCAUGGGCUUCAGUUCGACUGACUUCAAACAGUUAUUUCCUCCGCAGCAGACGCCAGACACCUCUAAAACAUCUUCAGUUGCAGACGGCUGCAUUUAACUAAAGUAUACUGUUCACGGUGCCUCAUGGGUGCGGUUAUGACAUAGCAGGCAUUGCCACUAGGAGAAGAUCUUGGGAAGUAGGGCAAGGACUGCUCUCGUUCAUGGUGAUUUGACCUUCACUCAGUGGUGCUUCCAUCGGUUAUCGAUUUUGAAUUGCCUGUCUUAACCACGCCACUGACUUUGGACUUCUGACCACUGACUUUAAAAUGCGGCCGAUUAAACCUGAAGUACAAUGUCCUCAAGGCAAAGAUGAUCACCUCACGAUUCGCCGCUGGAGAUUUCUGCCUGGUCAAGGUAGACGGCUAAACUCUUUAAUUAUUUGGCGGUUUCAGCCAGCCUAGGUUAGAGCUUCCACCAAACGGACACUAGCGGCACUUAAAGCCUUCAGUCAGCUAGUCUGCCACUAUUUGAGGCUUUCAUCAAGGAUAUCAGUUCAUAAGAAGUGAAACAGAACUCAUACUUUUGGAAGACGUAAGUAGCCUUGGUAGUACCUGGUCGACUUUGCUUGCGCCCCGUUCUCCAAAUCCCCUUAUCGAGUCGCGUCUGCAAAACAAUACGGUAUUUCCGGUCUGCAAAAGCGAUCAGCCAUCUAGCCUGCCUCCACCUGAUGGUGAAUCUUUCCAAGACAUCAUUUCGUCCAAACCCAGCUUCAACUUGUCCCGGCGUCGAGGUGACCGAUUAAAGACGCGGGUGUACGCGAUGCGAGGUGACCUUGAACGUAGCUCUGACCCUACAGUCUUCACUCUGCGAGGCUGACUCCUAACCAACGAAUUUCAGUCAAUGGCCAUAAAUCAUGAUAGUAAACAUGAGUACAAGUAAGCAGUACUGUAGUAAGAACUGGGGUUAUCUGAUUUUAUAAAUUCAGAUGCAAGAGAAAGUUCACCGAACCGAACGCGAAAUCUCGAAUGUUUAACAACACUGGAAUAGGUCUUCAUUAUUGCCUGAAGGCUCUAACUCGUUUAAAUUUUAGUAGUUUCGAUCAUACGCGAAUUCAAACGAGUAUAUUUGGUUUCAGGUUCCGCCAGAACACAUGGAUGACUUUUUGAGCGUGAGGAAAUUUAAUAUUUUCAACACAAACAACCUCUGGGUGAAUCUCGAAUCACUGUAUAGUGCCUUGCUUACAAAGAGGCUACAGAUGGACCUUAUUAUAAACAGGAAAACACUUCCAGACGGCAUGCGUAUUAUUCAGCUUGAAGAAGCCUCUGGAGCGGCCAUAAAGAGUUUCGAAAAACCAAUGGGUGCGUUCACUUAUUUACUGUAUUUUGGUCAAUUUCGGGGCGCUAGGCAUCCACCUUGGAGACUGUUGUUCCAACUGGCUCACGUUUACUUCAGUGAGAACACGUUUUACACUACUAGUAAUAUCAAUGGACUGAUGUUGAUAAAUUCAUCUAUUUUGGGGUUCCCAAAAUUUUAACUGCCCUGCAUAAUUUGAUCCGAUUAAAAUAUUUGCCGUCACCUCCGCGGACGUCACUUAUGAAAGGAAGUAAGCAAGCAGUAUGUACGUUCCGCUUCUGGAAAGUCUGCUACUCUUCAUUGAAAUAAUUGGCCGACAAGUCACUUUUCCUGGUUCCCCUGGGUGAGAUUUCUAUUGCGUAAACACUACUGCUGAAAAUAUAAAAAAAUGUCUGCGCUAAAAUAUGCUUGUGUAUUCUCGAAGAUAACCCCAAAUGACCUGCCUUAUUAAACCUGUCAAUGCCCGCAAGACACAGAAUCGCAUUUCAGGCAAGUUCGAGCAACGGUUCAAAUGACUUUCUGAGUAAUGGAUUAUUUGCACACAGAAAUAUUGCACCUUUCCUUAUUCCGCUAUGGAGGAACGUGUAGGGUCUUCUUAGAGAAUUCUAAGAAAUUGAUUUUUUACCUUCCGGAGAAAAUUGUGUGACAUUCUAAGAAUAUCGAACAUCAGGAGAAAAAACUGUCGUUGUAAGCGGAGUUUUUCUCGAUGAGAUUGUCUGAAGCGCUUGGUUAGGCACUUGGUGGCAAGUUGGCUUGUUGGGAUGUCCAUUAUCUAAACGCAGCACUUCAUACCCAUCAGAUUUACAGGCUCUCCAAAGUUUUGAUUUUUAUCCGGAGAUUGAUUCAUUACUCUCCUAGCCAGACGUGUUUGCGGAAGGAAUUCAGUAAUUACCGAUACAGACGCAAAUACAAGUUGGGAAGAAGUAAAUGUGACCGCUGAAACAAGAUCUUGAUCCGCCUGUCGUUUCGUAUUUACGCUCGAGCCCAUCAUCGGAAAAAAAAUGUCGGAUACGGGUAAUUCACACACAGGAAGUUGUGAUAUUUAUAGGACUAACGGCCUACCCCUUCGUCGGAGGUAGUCGUCCUCUGGUGCGAUUACUGCUUGAUGGAUGGCGCGCAGGUCGUUAAUUGCUGAAAUCUCAUCACCCGUUUUGGAUGUUGGCGUGAUGAUGGCUCGACCGCCUGGCUAACCGGCCUGCGCGCUCACCGAAUGAUUGAUUACUUUGACCAUAAUAAGUCUCAGUGUCAAAAUAUGGGGUGGGGGCUUUGGCCACGGUUCACGGGACCCCAGUCUAUUAACGAGUGCACUGACCUCCCAACCCCAUAUUGCUACUCAAAUAGUGUGCGUUGUUCCAUUUACUUUGUAUGCCUGUAGAACUUAAAUUAUAUUUUUAGGAAUGAUGCACAAAGCAGUAAGUCAAUAUAUUCAUUUCACGGAUAGUUGCAUCUCCGAAGCCAAUACGUGAUAAAAGUACGAGAGUUGCUUUUUUCACAAGUUUGCAACAGCAGAGAGUUUGUAGACGUUCUUAUAACCAUUUCCAUAGCUCGCCCACCUCGGAUUUAAUGAUGCUACGCGGAAAGCCGCCCUAAGGGCUUGCAUACGGCUGUGUAAACUUGUUUCACAUAGCGUGCAAACUUCUGCAAAAACAGAAAUAUCAGAAUUAGAGGAAGCAGUUUCCAAAAAUAAUUUUUAUAAAGGUGCUUUUGUCGCGGCACUUAAUAUUUUAGGUAUUCUUUUUACAAAAUACGGCAAAUUGUGUGCAGAUAUCAGAACUCCAUGUUCAUUUCAUAGGUAGUUGUAUCUUCAGAGCUAAAGCGGGAUAAAAGGACAAGAGUUGGCUUUUUCACAGGUUAGGAGCAGUAGAGAGUUUGUAGAUGUUCUUGUAACCAUUUUCGUAGCUCGCUCACCUCGGAUUUAAUGAUGCUACGCGGAAAGCCGCCCUAAGGGAUCGCAUACGGUUGUGUAAACUUGUUUCACGUAGCGUGCAAACUUCUGCAAAAAACCGAAAUAUCAGAAUUAGAGGAAGCAGUUUCCAAGAAUAGUUUUUAUAAAGGUGCUUUUAUCUCGGCACUUAAUACUUUGGGUAUUCUUUUGUGCAAAAUACGGCAAAUUUUGUGCAGAUAUCAAAACUAUGGAAAACGGCAAACUAAGUACCAACAGCUGACUGGAAAAAUUCCUUUUCAAAGUUAGCAUGCUGCUAUUCAUGGAAUGAUUUGCGAUCUCUAAUCUUACUUUAUUGGUCAUUUGAAUUUUUAAGUAAACGAAGGCAUUUUUUGCCGGCGUUUAGGUAGUUUUAGCAUGUAAUGUUAUCUGUGAGAAAUAAAUUAUUUCAAGGAUAACCAUCUCCAGGUAUUUUAAAAUGUUGGAAGCGAUCUGCUGCACAAAGUUUUCAGCAAAACGUGAACUGAACAGCUGACGAAUAUUCUUUAAACCCGACAGUUCGAUUACCAUUGCCGACGAUGUCCACCGUGUGCUCCGCAGCAGGAUAGGGCAGACACGGUGACUUGUGCGUGGGUUAGUUUAUAGUAGUAAUGGACUUGGACAGUAUUUACCGCACUCCCUCCUCCUCUCCCAACUGAGCCUGGUGGGUCUUCCACCACAUCCCGAAAUACUGGCAUUUGUUACGGCCUCCCAGAACCCCAUAUGGCCUCUGUGUUGAUUAAGCGCAUCUACCGCGUGGAAAGCACAUGUCUUAGCCCACAAACGUGGAAUAAGUCUGUAUAAGAUGUAUUCACCACCCUAAAAGUACGCAUUUUCUACCGCCACCUAGAUACUAACCGAUAUUGUCAGCUAUAUUCAAAUGUUUUUUAGCUUUUUCCCCACUUUCUAUAAUUUGUGACAAAAGUACACUAGUAAAAACCAGGGGAAGCGGGGCAAAAUUAGUUUGACUCUUAUUUCUACGUCAGCAUCCAACACGGAUGAUGAAAUUCCACCAAUUAACGACGUGCACACCGGUCAUCAAGCAAUCACCGCACCAGAGGGCAACAAUCCUGAAUGAAGGGGAAAGUUGUUAAUUGUCAUCCGUAUGCAAUAGCAUAGCGAUUGCAUUCUAUAAAUACUGUGACGUGCUAUGUACGAAUUAACUCUAUCUGAUACUGUCCCCAAUUAUGGGCUAGAGCGUAAUCUGAAACGUCAGACAAGAUCUUGUUUCAGCGAUCGCUUCUACUUCUUCUCGGCAAUUUCUUCUGUCUCACUCUCCCAACACCUCUUUCUAGUAGUACUCAGAAAGCCUCUCAAUUUUACUGAAAUUGCGAUUCCUUUACUUCAGGUCUACGGGUUCCGCGCAGUAGGUUCCUCCCAGUUAAAUUAACGUCCGACUUAAUGCUCCUGAUGUCUGACCUGUACAUCUGGCGUGCCGGUCAGCUGCUGCCCUCGCCACUCCGAAACUUCCCAACCCUCCCAAUUGUCAAAUUGGGAAAACACUAUGAAAAACUGCGGGAUUUCGAGAAGCACAUGACGAAGGUGCCUAGCAUGAUUGAGCUCUAUCAUCUUACCGUAUCUGGAAACGUCACAUUUGGGAAGGAUGUGGUGCUGAAGGUAAACCGCCCAGUUAUCUAAUUGUGGCUUUUCUCAUGUUUUAUAACGACCACUUCCUAGAUUGAUCCCUUAAAUUGGCACGAUUUUAACAGUCGAUUGUGGACUCGUUUUUGUCACGAGUCUGUCAGUCGGUAGUUUGUGUAAUAUACUUAUUGUUUACUUAGUAUUAAUCAGUAGAUAGUGUUUGUUGAAAUACUUACAGUAGGCAUGCUAACUCAUGAAAUGUUAACCGAAAUUCUGAAAUACGUUUUCGACUCGAAAAGAUUACUUUACUAGGGUUGUAAUGCUAAUUAUCAUGCAGUAUAAUCCCAAGAUAUUUUAGUUACUUCGAGAUGCCAACUUAAUUAGUAUAAAUUUUUCUCAUCGAGUUCAUAUGUCCAUGUAAAUUCAAAUAUAUUUCAUAGAAAUCAUGCGUAAAAAUAGUCAUUCCUCUACUCAUUUAGUAGAAAAUUACGUCUUCAAAUUACAUACUUGAAGGAAGCGUAUAAUUCGGUUUGAAAAAAACUUGUCUAAUUUCCGAAUACUUUUGAACCGGACCUGUUGUUAAACUUGAAUUAACGGUCUCAAAACUACGUGCUGUAUAUUUUUCGUGUACGGACAAUCCUGCAUUUAUAAACGCUAUUAAGAGGACCUUACAUAGGGUUCAUAAAGUUUAGCAGUAGAUUUCAGCCAUACUGCAAACUUUACAGGCAACAUUAUAAAAUGCAGACAUGCGGUGUUUUCUGAACGGGUAUUCCAUUGUGUUAAAAAUCUCAUAAUUAUAAAUUUUGUUAAAAUUUAAGUAUACACUUCCUUUAAAAAUAAAAUUAGAAAAAGGCAAAAUUCUUUUAAAAGUUGGCGUCCUGAAGUAAUUAAAAUAUCUUGGGAUUAUGUUUUACGGUUAUUAACACUACGACCAUAGUAAAGUAAUCUUCUAGAGUCGAAAACGCAUUUCGGAAUUCCGGUUAACAUUUCGUGAGUUUGCACAUCAACCGUAGUUUCACUUCGAUUCUAUUACAGGAAGUACUCAGGCUAGCAGUCGACGUAGUCAUUAAAUGUCUUAUUACUGGUAUUAUUACUUAUUUUGAUCGGAAUAGCAUUCCACAAGCAAGUCACCGUAUGAAGCCGGAAGUGACGGGUGACAAGAACCUGGCCGAAAGACUAGCGGAUACUUAGUCGAGAGUAUGCAAAAUACUCAUGAACAGUUUCCUGCUAAUGGUGAACUUUUGCCGUGGUAUGUCAUAGCUCACAGGCAACCUCACAACCACUAAAAGUGCUGAAGACGAUCGAGUGUUCUUUUCAACUACAGCACAAUAGUAUAUGUUAAAAUAAUAUGUCCUUUCUUUUGAUUUCAGGGUACGGUCAUCAUUAUAGCUCAAGACAAUGAGCAAAUUGACAUUCCAAAUGGGUCUGUUCUAGAAAACAAGGUCGUCACAGGCAAUCUUCGAAUUGUCAACCACUAA